AUGUCUGGCUUUCUUGAGAAUGCAUACAGUUUAGUUCAUCAGGACAAUGCGGCCGAUGUCCCCACCGUUUCCGACCUGCGCAUGCAGUUGGAGAAAGGCACCGACGAGAGCAAGGUCGAGACCAUGAAGCGCAUCUUGACCAUCAUGCUCAACGGUGAUCCCAUGCCCAGUUUGCUAAUGCACAUCAUCCGUUUUGUCAUGCCCUCGAAGUACAAGCCUCUCAAGAAGCUCCUUUACUUCUACUAUGAGAUCUGCCCCAAGCUUGACAGCACCGGCAAGCUUAAGCAAGAAAUGAUUUUGGUUUGUAACGGUAUCCGAAACGAUCUCCAACACCCCAAUGAAUACAUCCGAGGAAACACUCUCCGCUUCCUUUGCAAGCUGAGGGAAGCUGAGCUUAUUGAGCCCCUCCUCUCUUCAGCGAGAUCUUGCCUCGAACACCGACAUGCAUACGUCCGGAAGAAUGCCGUUUUCGCCAUCUCCUCUAUUCACACACACUCGCCUUCUCUGAUCCCCGACGCUUCAGAACUUAUUUCCACCUUCCUCGAGGGAGAGAGCGACGGUGUUUGCCGAAGGAAUGGCUUUGCUGCCCUUGCCAGUAUCGAUCAUGAUGCUGCCUUGCUGUAUCUCAGUUCCGUUUUCGAAGGAAUCCCCAACGCAGAAGAACUUCUUCAGCUUGUCGAGCUUGAGUUCAUUCGAAAGGAUGCUGUCCAGAACUCCCAGAACAAGGCUCGGUACUUGAGAUUGAUUUUCGACCUGUUGGAAGCCGGUGCCUCGACCGUCGUAUACGAAGCCGCAUCGUCCCUAACCGCUCUUACGAACAACCCGGUUGCUGUGAAGGCCGCCGCCGCCAAGUUCAUCGAGUUGAGCAUCAAGGAGGCAGACAACAACGUUAAGCUUAUCGUACUCGAUCGAGUUGACCAACUGCGGAAGAAGAACGAAGGUGUCCUUGACGACCUGACUAUGGAGAUUCUCCGAGUCCUGUCCAGCACUGAUAUCGACGUUCGAAGAAAGGCUCUCGGUCUUGCCCUUGAGAUGGUGUCCAGUAAGAAUGUCGAAGAAGUUGUUCUUUUACUAAAGAAGGAGCUCUCCAAGACCGUCGAUCAAGAAUACGAGAAGAACACUGAAUACCGAUCACUCCUCAUCCACUCGAUUCAUCAGUGCGCCAUCAAGUUCUCUGAGGUUGCCGCAAGCGUCGUGGAACUUCUCAUGGAUUUCAUCGCCGACUUCAAUAACGUUUCGGCUGUCGAUGUUAUCAACUUUGUGAAGGAGGUGGUUGAGAAGUUCCCCAACCUGCGAACUACUAUUAUCGAACGUCUUGUCUCUACCUUGGGCGAGGUCCGAGCUGGCAAGGUUUACCGUGGCAUCAUGUGGAUCAUCGGUGAAUACUCCCUUGAAGAGAAGGAUAUCCGAGAGGCUUGGAAGAGGAUACGUGCGAGUCUGGGCGAGAUGCCAAUUCUUGCCUCCGAGCAACGGCUACUUGACUCCCAUGAGGGAGAUGAGAAGACUGAGGAUCAUAUCAAUGGCACAUCGAAGCCAGCUGCACCAUCUGGCUCACGUAAAGUUCUUGCCGAUGGCACUUACGCUACUGAGACUGCUCUGACCAGUCAGUCCUCAGCUGCUGCCAGGCUGGAGGCCGUCAAAACCGCUCAGAAGCCCCCUCUGCGUCAACUCAUUCUCGACGGUGAUUACUAUUUGGCGACUGUGUUGUCGUCCACUCUAGUUAAGCUUGUCAUGCGACACCAUGAAAUUUCUUCCGACAAGGCUCGCACUAACGCUCUCCGAGCCGAGGCUAUGCUCAUCAUGAUUUCCAUUAUCCGUGUUGGUCAGUCUCAAUUUGUCAAGGCCCCUAUCGACGAGGAUUCUGUAGACCGAAUCAUGUCCUGCGUGCGCUCUUUGGCUGAGUUUGAAGAGAAGAAGGAACUUGAGACUGUCUGGUUAGAUGACACCAGAAAGGCUUUCCGAGCUAUGGUUCAGGUCGAGGAGAAGAAGCGAGCUGCCAAAGAAGCUUUCGAGAAGGCCAAGACAGCUGUGCAGGUUGAUGACGUUGUCUCUAUCCGACAGCUCGCCAAGAAAAAUACUACUGAUGGUCUCGAUGAGAUUGAAGUGGAUUUGGAGAGGGCAACAGGUGGCGAGGGCACCGCUGAGGAUCUCUCUUCCAAGCUUAGCCGUGUAGUCCAGUUGACCGGUUUCUCCGACCCCGUCUAUGCCGAGGCAUAUGUCAAGGUCCAUCAGUUCGAUAUCGUUCUUGACGUCCUUCUGGUCAACCAAACUACGGAAACCCUCCAGAACCUGUCAGUUGAGUUUGCCACCCUUGGUGACUUGAAGGUGGUCGAGCGGCCUACCACACAGAACCUGGGUCCGCAUGACUUCCAUAACGUCCAAUGCACGAUCAAGGUCUCAUCAACAGAUACCGGUGUUAUCUUCGGUAACGUUGUUUAUGAUGGUGCUCACUCUACCGACACCAACGUUGUUAUUCUCAAUGACCUUCAUGUCGACAUUAUGGAUUACAUACAGCCUGCUACUUGCACUGAGACUCAGUUCCGUACCAUGUGGACUGAGUUUGAAUGGGAGAACAAGGUCAACAUCAACUCCAAGGCCAAGACACUUCGCGACUUCCUUGAUCAGCUAAUGGCUUGCACAAAUAUGAACUGCCUGACGCCAGAAGCUAGCCUCAAGGGCGACUGCCAGUUCUUGAGCGCCAACUUGUACGCAAGAAGCGUUUUCGGCGAGGAUGCUCUUGCCAACCUGAGCAUUGAGAAGGAGGGCGAGGACGGACCCAUUACUGGGUUCGUGAGAAUAAGGAGUCGAUCACAAGGCCUAGCCCUGAGCCUGGGCUCAUUGAAGGGUCUCAAUAAGAUUGGCUCAACGUCUUAG
This is a messenger RNA of Fusarium pseudograminearum CS3096, 2874 nucleotides long. RefSeq lists its product as uncharacterized. The record is from RefSeq and is a predicted model, not a curated record. The transcript has 4 exons. Gene Ontology annotation, cellular component: cytoplasm; COPI vesicle coat. Gene Ontology annotation, molecular function: structural molecule activity. Lineage: Eukaryota; Fungi; Ascomycota; Sordariomycetes; Hypocreales; Nectriaceae. The coding region runs from base 1 to 2874 and encodes 957 amino acids. Gene Ontology annotation, biological process: intra-Golgi vesicle-mediated transport; endoplasmic reticulum to Golgi vesicle-mediated transport; intracellular protein transport.